UGUCGUUGCGCAGGCAGGUAAAAGUGCUGAGUUGCAACGGUUAAAUUUCGUUUGCUCAGUAUAUUCUACUUUUAUAUGACAAAUCUCUUCGACUAAAACUAAAAGGUUAGUACUUUUAGUACUUGAUAAAGUGACCAGGAUGGACAGUGAAGUGAAAGUUAAGGCCAAAUUCAAGGGGACAAGUCGUCGUUUUGGGAUCCAUUCGGGCAUAACUUGGGAAACACUGUCUAGUAAAAUAUCCACUCUCUUCAACCUUGGCACAGAUUUUCGUUUAAAAUAUUGUGACGACGAGAACGAAUUGGUCCUGAUCAGCAGCCAAGAAGAACUAGAAGAAGCACUAAAGGUAUACCAAAAGAAGCAAAGGCUACUAAAUCUGUUUGUUGAAGAUUCUUCAGCUCCGCAAACUACUGAUAGCACCUUGUUAAACCUUGAGAACAGAAAUCGGAUUCAUUACCAAGGAGAAAGUAAAGGCACAGAUUCAUGCUAUGCUGCAGCUGCAACUUUAAUUGCACCAGAGUUUUCUGCAAUGAAUGCAAGAUUGCAAUCUAAAUGCAAUGAAAAGGCCAUGCAAACCAAUAAACAAGCUGUCAGCAGUUAUGAUGAACAAGAAAGUCCAAGAUCUGAGGGUUCAGCAUUGAUAUCCAUACAAGAAAAGAGUGUUCAUACAGAGUAUGUAGACUUUAAAGAAGUCAUGGCACAGUCCAAGAGUAAAAGCCAAGCUGAAUCAGCCAAUACCAAGUUAUCAAGUUUUGGAAAAGAGCAAUCUAAUCAACAGAAUGCAAAUGAAAAUGUGACUUCUAGAGGAUGGUUUGGUCACUUUGAAGACCAGCGACAAAAGCAACCAUCCAACUAUGGUAAUGGCAAAACCAAGAAGAAUAGAAAGAAGAAAGGGAGCUGUUAUAGUGAACUUGCCAGUGCUGUGGCACCACAGCUUGCAACCCUUAAUGUCAAAGUGCCCCAAAAGAAGACCAGAGAAGCUCUUGCAAGUGAAACUGAUGACACAGAUAUUAGUGAACCAAGCGAACCCACCUCAAAUGUGUCUGUUUUCAGUCCACCUCCAAAGAUUUCUGGAGGAAGUUUGAAUAGUUCCCCAGAUCUUAAUCAACAGCAAACAAUCCAGGAUGGACAACAGAGGAAGUUUAAGAGGCCAAGGUGCCCUAAGAGGCGUGGCAAGAAGAAAGGUUGUUAUGCACAGGCUGCUCUUGAUAUAGCACCUCUCUAUCAUGCUAUGAAUGACAGAUUGAAAGAGCAACAGCAACAACAGCAGGAUUCUCAGGAAACUGUUUCCCUAAAUGAUGAUUCUGAAGAUCUGACUCCAGAAGACUCUCCUUCAAAUGAGUCUUCCUUUGAGCCAUUUGUUUUUGUGAACUCCCAAGACGGACAGCCAUCACUGUCACCAACCUCAAUGGAAACUCAGCAGACAGAGGUGGUUGAUGACAAUUCUAGAGAAGGUUUGCCAGAUGAUGUUGUGGAAGAUGGCGCACUUGGUCACAGCUCCCAGCUACCAGAACAACAAGUGGAUCUUGGAUCUAGUGGAGAUGACAGGGGAAUGAAGGAAAAUGUUGCUGAAAAGAAAGACAUCAAUGUAGUUGUGAAGGAAGUACUUGAUAGAUCCAUGGACUUCAUUGUGGAAAAAACUGCACAGCGUUUGCAACAGUUGGCCCUGAACCCAUCAAAACAAGUUUCAAGUGAUGAGGCUUCUUCAUCCACUGACGUUGACGAGAUAUCUAAAGUGUUGCACAGAGGAAUAACAUGUGAUAAUUGUGAGAAUGAAAUCCAAGGUAUCAGAUACAAGUGCUGCAAUUGCCGAGAUUUUGAUCUUUGUGAACCAUGUGAGUCCAAGAAUGGUAAUCAUGACAUGGACCAUGUCUUCUUGAAGUUGAAACUCCCAGCACCAGGAAUAGGACGCAGGCAUGGUGAAAUGGUCCCUAUCUUUAAGAGCUCUGUGUACAAGAAACCCCAUGACAAAAAGCUGAAAAAGGCMGAGAAAAAAGCAGCAGAUAAACAGUUAAAACAAGCCAUAAAGGCACAGGAAAAAGAAAGGAAAAGAGAGGAGAGAAAAGAAAAGAAAGAAACAAGGAAGUCUGAACAACAACCRACUGACCCAAGAGCACAGAAAAUGGCUAAAGUGUAUGAGAAGCUCAAAAUGGAGUAUGUUCAUGAUGUUAGCUUCCCAGAUGGCAGUGUCGUCUUUCCAGGACAAAAGUUUCUCAAAACAUGGGUCAUUCAGAAUACUGGCACAAUUGCCUGGAACCAAUGGAUCAAGUUGGAGUGCAUCGAAGGAGACAUCAUGGUUACACCAGGAAAAGAUCAAGGUCGUGUCCCACACCUUAUGCCAGGGGAACAGGGAGAAGUAUCGGUUGAAUUCAUUGCACCAGAACUACCAGGAACUUUUUCCAGCAAAUGGCAUCUCACCUACGGGUUACACACGUUUGGUCCUCACUUGUGGUGUGAGAURCAAGUAGCAACACCAAGCAAUGCAGAUAAAGAARAACCAGCCCAAUAUGAUCAAACGACCCUCGUCAAUUCUGUUUUCGACAACGAGGCUCCACCAGUACCAAGUGUUGCUCUGGUUGAAGAUACAAAGCUACAAGCAUCAUAUCUUAUCGAGGACGAUGGUUCUGGUUCUGAGUACCUCAGCUCUGAAGAAAUACCAGAAACACAGCAAGGCAGAGAGCUAAUCAACGUAAGCUCAAUGGAAGCUCAACAACGUCUGGACCUGGAGUGGGAUGCUGGAUGUGUAUGUGAUGUUGAGGUUUUGGACGCAUCAGCUGAUAAUGAGGAAUCUUUCAAUCUGAUCAGUUUUUCUGGUGCUGAGGACAUGGCCAGAUCCAACUACAGUGAAGAUUCAGAUGAUGAAGAAGACAGCGUUUCCUCCCUGGAUGAAUUCACGGUCCUUAUUCCACCUUGUUUCCACCCAGACGUCCCUCUUUCCGCAGACCCCAUGCCCRUGAAGGUUGAGUUAUCCAAACGAAGCAGCAGCUUCAGUUCCAAGCUCCUUCCGGAAUCUUUUGAACAGUACUUGAACCUCGAUGAUACCAAUGAACCCUCUAGCUUGCCCAUUAUGUCCAGUUCAAUAGCGAGCUUUGAGAACAUGGCAAGGAAUAGCAACGAGCCCACAAAGGUACAAAGCCCACCGGUGCUUGCCCCUGAUGUUGACGCUGACCAAGGGGAAGAAACCCCGAGUGGACGUAUCUCGCCAAUCGAGCAUUCAGUCCAGACAUCAACACAAACCCCAGUAUCAAGACAUCCUCAUAUUACUCCAGAAGAAACUGUUCCACAUCCUCUGACAGUUGCGGACAGGACUCAUUUUGAUGAUGGAAGAACUAGUAUUGGCGACAACCCAGUGCCUGCUAACGUAGUCUCUGGAGUCAUUUCUUCUGCGAUUGAUGUUGUUACUAAUGCAGGAAAAGUUGCCAUUGCUACAGUGGACAAUUUUAUCRAUGGCGCUGUUCAGGCAUCGGCUACUUACGAGCCAGAAGAAAACUGUAACGUCACAAUAGACAGACGAUCUAACACCUCUUGCUUUGAUGCCCCACCUCCACCUCUUGUUUCCCGCGCACCUGGGAACGAUCUAAUGUCUCGUUUAAUUGAGAUGGGAUUUGCCGAUCGUCGACUGAACGAGCAGCUGUUACGUAAGCAUAAUAACGACAUCAGGGCGACAAUUGAUGAGUUAUUAAGUCACACAGAAAAUGAAUGGUCUUCUCAGAGGCACUAAGCACCAGAGCAGCCAUGGCGUACAGCACAUUUUUGAUUUUCGUAGUCUCAUUCYCAACGGGAUUUUUACGAGACCUUACAAUAUAGCGAUAAUUAAUUGGAUUGAAACUUCAAUAUACUUUUUUUGUAAAUAGAUGCAUAGAURGGAAAAAAUUUGUACACUAGUACCCUAAAUCUACUCUAAACUAACCUAGCCUAAAUAUAUAGGCUCUACUAAGCAAUCAUAACCACGGUCAGUAUAGAAGGUUAUCCACUGAUUAUCCUACUCGUAUUAUUGCAUUUGUAGAUAAUAGGUAAUGAGUAGAACGAGUAGAAUAUGACAGAGGUCACUAAAACAGAUAACGUUUAAAGGGGAUGAACUGUGAUUAACCUACUAUAUCGUUAAAACUAUAUGGAAAUAAAUGUAGAUGUAUGUAUAUACCUAUUUCAAAAAACGUUUGUCGAAUAUCUGAAAUCAGAAAUCUGACACCGAUUGGAUUUGUGGGGGACUGCCUGUUUUCUUGYUAAAAAAGCAAUAUGCACUUACCCAGACAGUUUGCCAGCGCAGGUCAUCGCUCGAAGUUAGUAUAUCAAGAUAUAACUUUUUGCGAACCACUAAUUAAAACCACAAACAAUUCACAGCUUAUAACCCACAAUUCCUUUCGGUCUCAGAUUUCAGAUCCCCGACCGACAAGGUUUUUUGAAAUAGGUGUAUAAGGGAAAUGGAUAAAAUGUUAACAGGAACUGACUACACUCRGCUUUUACUCACAUAGUAGCAUCUUUGAUGCUAUUAAACAGGAAAAUACCAAAAAAAUUCCACAUAUAGGAAUGAGCUUUUUUCUUCGUAUCUUUUUAAUCUUGUAGCUUGACGAGAAAGUGCCUUACAUUUCUCUAUCAACGAACGACGUAAUGACAUGCAUUCUCUACUUUCCCAUACCCAAAAUACUUUGCGGCACUGGAGAGUAACCAGAUCGAGGGAAAAAUUGCACUUGCAUGCUUUGCUGAAGGCUGAUCCAGGGUGCUUAAAAUACCAGUUUGAUAUCCAUAUAAUGAAACAUUUAAAAAACGGAGAUGAAGGCUUGAUGAAGUUUAAAUUAAAUUUUUAACGUAUCUUUGUAAGUCGAUACAUUUUCUGUAACACCAAACCUCUUGAUGUUCUGCACGCGUAAAAUUAACUCGGAAUCUUAUAAUCAGUAUUCUUUAAAAAGAUAACAGGAAUAGUGUAUAUUCAUUGAAAAAAAAAUCAUUUUGGGAACAGUUUUUCGAUUCGGUUACCCCCAGAAAGCAAAGCAUAAUAGGCUGUGUAAAAGUAGAGAAUUAAUUAUAAAGGACAAAAAUGCAUUAAUAAAAAAAAUAUCAAUUCGUGUUA
Molecule: messenger RNA, 5065 nt
Organism: Actinia tenebrosa (Australian red waratah sea anemone)
Lineage: Eukaryota; Metazoa; Cnidaria; Anthozoa; Actiniaria; Actiniidae
Product: next to BRCA1 gene 1 protein
Molecular function (GO): zinc ion binding; protein binding
Source: RefSeq, a predicted model, not a curated record